Gastrolobium bilobum is the source of this 810-nucleotide messenger RNA. RefSeq lists its product as uncharacterized. The transcript has a single exon. The record is from RefSeq and is a predicted model, not a curated record. The coding region runs from base 1 to 810 and encodes 269 amino acids. Lineage: Eukaryota; Viridiplantae; Streptophyta; Magnoliopsida; Fabales; Fabaceae.
AUGCCACCCAGGUUUGACCGGGAGACUAGAAAGCGUAUGCUGAACGCUUUCAGGAAGCAUUCUCCACCUCACUAUAUAGGUGGAAGAGACCCCAUAAUAGCAUUGGAGUGGCUCCAAGAGAUGGAGCACAUUUUUCUGGUCAUCAAAUGCGAUGUCGAGACGAAGCUUUUGUAUGUUGUGUACAUGUUACAGGGAGAUGCAGUAGACUGGUGGAGCAAUGUCAGACACCCAUUGGAGUGCCAAGGUUAUGCAAUUACUUGGCCGUUAUUUGAGAGGCAUUUUCUGCAGAAGUACUUCCCUGAUGAAGCAAGGGAAAAGAAGAAGAGUGAGUUUGAAGACCUCUGGCAGGGAGGCAUGACGGUGGAUGAAUAUCUGAGCAAGUGCAACAGCUUGACAAAAUAUUCUUGUUAUGGUAGAGUUCCCCUCACUCUAGAAGAUAAGGCCUUUCGAUUCAAGAAGGGCCUGAAUGAUAUGAUAGCGGAGAAGCUGGCUGGUCAUUGUACCAGAGAUUUUAUGGAGCUGAUCAAGCAGUGCAAGAAUAUUCAGGAGUACUAUCGUACUAGGGGAAAGGAAGCAGCAGGAAAGAGCUUCAGUGGAAGGACUACGCCCUGGAAGGGUAAGGGCAAAUGUUUGCAAGCACAACAGAACACCAAGUUUAAGAAGACUCCCUUCGUGAAGAAUGGAAGCGGCAUGCCUGGUGCAGGGAAGAUUCCCACUUCUGCCAAGUGUGGGAAGAUGCAUACAAGUGUUUGUCGACUGGGGCAGAAUGUCUGCUUCAGUUGUGGUCAGGCAGGACACUAUUCCAGAUAG